Messenger RNA from Lagenorhynchus albirostris (white-beaked dolphin), 1990 nucleotides. RefSeq names its product solute carrier family 1 member 1 (gene SLC1A1). NCBI's taxonomy places the organism in Eukaryota, Metazoa, Chordata, Mammalia, Artiodactyla, Delphinidae. Gene Ontology annotation, molecular function: glutamate:sodium symporter activity; L-cysteine transmembrane transporter activity; L-glutamate transmembrane transporter activity. Gene Ontology annotation, cellular component: plasma membrane. The transcript has 12 exons. The record is from RefSeq and is a predicted model, not a curated record. Bases 179 to 1753 code for a protein of 524 amino acids. Gene Ontology annotation, biological process: L-glutamate transmembrane transport.
CGACAGCGGCUGCGGCAGCGGCCAACGCACACCCUCUCCCCAGCGCGCCCGCAUCCCUCCUGCACUUAGCCGCGGAGCCGCCGGCGGUUCCCGGGCUCCACCGGCCUCCGCGCGCACGGCCGAGCCCCACGCACAAGAGCGGCCGCCUCUCCUGUGGUUCGGAGCCCGGGCGCCAGCUAUGGGGAAGCCGGCGAAGAAGGGAUGCGACUGGAAGCGCUUCCUGAGGAAUAAUUGGCUGCUACUCUCCACCGUGGCUGCGGUGGUUCUAGGGAUUGCCAUAGGCGUUUUGGUUCGAGAAUACAGCAAGCUCUCUAACCUGGAGAAAUUCUACUUUUCCUUUCCUGGAGAAAUUCUAAUGAGAAUGCUGAAACUCAUCGUUUUACCAUUAAUUCUAUCCAGCAUGAUUACAGGUGUUGCUGCACUGGAUUCCAACAUAUCUGGAAAAAUCGGUCUACGUGCUGUCGUGUAUUAUUUCUGUACCACUGUCAUUGCUGUAAUUUUAGGUAUCGUGCUGGUGGUGAGCAUCAAGCCUGGUGUCACCCAGAAAGUGAAUGAAAUUGACAGGACAGGCAGCAGCCCUGAAGUCAGUUCAGUGGAUGCCAUGUUAGACCUGAUCAGGAAUAUGUUCCCUGAGAACCUCGUCCAAGCCUGUUUUCAGCAGUACAAAACCACACGUGAAGAAGUGAGACGUCCCGAUGAGCCAGGGACUAACAGGACGGAGGUGUCUGUCACAGCCAUCAUGACAACUGCUAUUUCCAAGAACAGAACAAAGGAAUACAAAGUCAUAGGCAUGUAUUCAGAUGGCAUAAAUGUCCUGGGCUUGAUUGUCUUUUGCCUCGUCUUUGGAAUCGUCAUUGGAAAAAUGGGAGAAAGGGGACAGAUUCUGGUGGAUUUCUUCAAUGCUCUGAGUGAUGCAACCAUGAAAAUCGUUCAAAUCAUUAUGUGCUACAUGCCGGUUGGUAUUUUGUUCCUGAUUGCCGGGAAGAUCAUAGAAGUCGAAGACUGGGAAAUAUUCCGCAAGCUGGGCCUUUACAUGGCCACCGUCCUGAGUGGGCUUGCAAUCCACUCCAUUGUAAUUCUCCCACUGCUAUAUUUUCUAAUUGUACGAAAGAACCCUUUCCGAUUCGCCAUGGGAAUGGCCCAGGCUCUUCUGACAGCUGUCAUGAUCUCCUCCAGUUCAGCAACACUGCCAGUCACUUUCCGCUGUGCUGAAGAGAAGAACCGGGUGGACAAGAGGAUCACUAGAUUUGUGUUACCCGUUGGUGCUACAAUCAACAUGGAUGGGACUGCACUCUAUGAAGCAGUGGCAGCUGUGUUUAUUGCACAGUUGAAUGACUUGGACUUGAGCAUUGGGCAGAUUGUCACUAUCAGUGUCACGGCCACAGCUGCUAGCAUCGGAGCUGCCGGUGUGCCCCAGGCCGGCCUGGUGACCAUGGUGAUCGUGCUGAGUGCCGUGGGCCUGCCCGCUGAGGAUGUCACCCUCAUCAUCGCUGUCGACUGGCUCCUGGAUCGGUUCAGGACCAUGGUGAAUGUCCUCGGCGAUGCAUUCGGGACUGGCAUCGUGGAGAAGCUCUCUAAGAAGGAGCUGGAGCAGAUGGAUGUUUCAUCUGAGGUCAACAUCGUGAACCCCUUUGCCUUGGAAUCCACGACACUCGACAAUGAAGACUUGGACACCAAGAAGUCCUAUGUCAACGGAGGCUUUGCCGUCGACAAGUCCGACACCAUCUCAUUCACCCAGACCUCACAGUUCUAGGGCCGUGGCUUUGGAAAACUGGGAGUGGUGAAGGACCUCUCCAGGAGAGUCAUCUCUUAGCAAAUUCAAACAUUAAGUAAAGAAAAGAAAAACACUAACAGCCAACUGUACAUUUGAUUUGAUAUACAGACCUCUGAAUUAUUUUCUAUAUUUGGAUUCACAGCUUUUGCUCUCCAAGUUCUGGGAUUUGGGGGUGGGGUAAGAUGAGAGAAAAUUGAUUGAAAGGAAAGCUGUAUU